AUGGCUGAUUCAGGAGUAGACACAGGCAAUGAAAGCAGUGACAAUACAGUAUUCGACCACCCUCAUCAAGUCUUUGAAUUCAGUCCUCCUCCAAUACCAAUAAAUAUAUCUGGUCAACCUAUGCCAAUCGAUUUUCUUGAAGAACCACAUGACCAAAUGGGGAAAAUUAAAUUCUGUACCAAUGCAAGACAUUGUCGACUUAAGUAUAAAAAUAGUUUGGUGUAUUACCCAAAAAACAAGAAGCUCCGUUUCGCUGCUGGUACAAAUAAUACAGAAUUGGUUGAGAAAUUGUUGCAAGCAGGUGCAGAUCCCAAUAAUACAGAUAAGCAUUUGAGAAGUCCAUUGCAUUUAGCUGCCUGCCGUGGAUAUGCUGAAGUUGUAAAGAUACUAAUUAAAUAUGGUGCUAAUCCUAAUAUAAAGGAUACUCUUGGCAACACACCAUUGCAUUUAGCUGCUUGUACAAGUCAUAUUCCAGUUGUCAUAGCUUUGUUAGGAGCUGGAACAGAUGUCAGUUCAAAUGACAAAAAUGGUCGCACUCCUUUACAAUUAGCGCAGAGUAAGCUGAAGUUGAUCCAGAUGAAACCAGGUUUCCAUGAAACCCAAGAGCUCAUAAGUGAGAUACGUCUUAUUGUGAAAAUGAUGCUCAAGUAUAUGAAAAUCCAAAAAGCAGAUUCUGGAGAACUCGAAUCGGUUUGUAAGAGGUUGGAAAAUGUUAGUACAAGGGAACAGGUAGAUUCUGAAGUCCAAAACCUACUUGAUAGCCUAGAUUCAUUAAAAUUAAGGUAA
Messenger RNA from Leptosia nina, 786 nucleotides. The record is from the annotation of a GenBank genome assembly. NCBI's taxonomy places the organism in Eukaryota, Metazoa, Arthropoda, Insecta, Lepidoptera, Pieridae.